Messenger RNA from Hemicordylus capensis (graceful crag lizard), 1614 nucleotides. RefSeq names its product vomeronasal type-2 receptor 26-like. Gene Ontology annotation, biological process: G protein-coupled receptor signaling pathway. The transcript has 5 exons. Gene Ontology annotation, cellular component: membrane. NCBI's taxonomy places the organism in Eukaryota, Metazoa, Chordata, Lepidosauria, Squamata, Cordylidae. The record is from RefSeq and is a predicted model, not a curated record. Gene Ontology annotation, molecular function: G protein-coupled receptor activity. The coding region runs from base 1 to 1614 and encodes 537 amino acids.
AUGGCAGCCAUCUUGGAUAUCUAUAAGAUUCCAGGGCUCAUCUAUGGCUCUGCUCCAGUGUUGAAUGACAAGCCCCCAGGUCUUUCUGCUUACCAAAUGGCCCCAAGUGAAACCCUUCAGUAUGAGGGGAUUUACUCCUUACUUCUGCAUUUCAGGUGGACAUGGAUUGGGGUCAUUACCGUAGAUAACGACUAUGGAGAACAAUUUGUGCAAACUGUGUCUCCAUCAUUUUCCCAGCAUGGAAUCUGUUUUGCCCUCAUAGAGAGAAUCAAAAUAUCAAAUAAAGCCAGUGAAUUUUUUGAGUUGCUGGAACAGGGGGCAAAAAUACAUGACAAAAUCAUGGGCAGCAAAGCCAACCUCCAUCGCUUUCUGAAAGCUGCCUCAUUUAACAACAGUGCUGAGGACACCAUUUCCUUUGACCAGGAUGGGAACUUAGAAGCUGAAUUUGAUAUUAUGAACUGGAUUUUUUACUCCAACCAAUCCUUUCAAAGAGUUAAAGUUGGGAGGAUGGAUCCCAAGGCUCCUCCAAACCAAGCGCUCACCAUCAAUGAUGCUACUAUAACGUGGCACAGCUGGUUUAACCAGGUCCUUCCCCUUUCAGUAUGUAAUGACAAUUGCUAUCCUGGUUACAGCAAGAAAAUUAAGGAUGGAGAGCCAUUUUGUUGUUAUGCUUGCAAUCCGUGCCCAGAAGGGAAGAUUUCAAACCAGAAAGACAUGAAUGACUGCUUUAAAUGCACCGAUGAAAAAUAUCCAAACAAAAAACAGAAUGUAUGUAUUUCCAAGGAUAUAAGCUUCUUGUCUUAUGAAGAGCCUCUGGGGAUGAGUUUAGCCUGUUCUGCUCUUUUCUUUUCUGUGGUAGCUGGCAUUGUGCUAGGAAUUUUUAUAAAGCAUCACAACACACCCAUCGUUAAAGCCAACAACUGGAACCUCACCUAUACUCUCCUGAUCUCUCUCCUGCUUUGCUUCCUCUGUGCAUUGCUCUUCAUUGGCCAACCUAAAGAAGUGAUGUGUCUUCUCCGACAGACUACCUUUGGCAUUAUCUUCUCUAUGGCUGUUUCUUGUGUGCUGGCAAAAACUAUCACUGUGGUUCUGGCUUUCAUGGCUACUAAACCAGGAUCCAGAAUGAGAAAAUGGGUAGGGAAAGGACUGACCAACUCCAUUGUUCUUUCCUGUUCUCUUAUUCAAGUAGGCAUUUGUUCAGUGUGGCUGGCAACCUCUCCACCAUUUCCAGAUGUUGACAAGCAUGCAGUGAUUGAAGAAAUUGUGAUUGAGUGCAAUGAAGGCUCCAUAAUUAUGUUUUAUUGUGCACUGGGCUAUAUGGGCUUCCUGGCCAUGGUAAGCUUCAUUAUUGCCUUCCUUGCCAGGAAGUUACCAGACAGUUUUAAUGAAGCCAAGUUCAUUACAUUCAGCAUGUUGGUAUUUUGCAGUGUUUGGCUAUCCUUUGUUCCAACCUACUUAAGCACAAAAGGGAAAUACAUGGUGGCUGUGGAGAUCUUCUCUAUCAUAGCCUCUAGGGCUGGGUUGUUGGGAUGCAUCUUUUCCCCAAAAUGUUACAUUAUUGUGUUAAAGUCUGAGUUGAACAACAAGGAACUCCUAAUGAGAAGGAAAUGUUAA